ACACGCAGCCGGCAGGGGCGGGGAGCGCGGCCCCAGCGGCCGGCAUGAACCCCCGGCCACUCGCGCUGCCCGCGGCGGGGACCGAGGCGGCGGUGCUGAGGGAGCCACAGGGCGAGUAGCGUUGCCGCGUCCGGAGCAGCCACCUCCGGGUCCAUGAGCCGCCGCCAGCUGCCGCCGCCAGCCGGGACUGCUGCCGCCGCCGCCGCCGGGCCCUGCUCCCCCAGCCCCGCCGCUGCCGCUUCCGCCGCCCCGCUGCCUUGCCGGAGGACGGUCCGGUGCCCUCCGCUGUGAAGAGAAUGGCCGUGACUCUAGAGCAGGCCCAGCGGGUGGGCUAUACCUGCUUGAAAGCACUCCUCAGGUUCGCUUUUAUGGUCGCCAAUAACCUGGUUGCUAUUCCGUCCUACGUCUUGUAUUUAAUUAUGCUGCAGCCUCUCCGAGUGUUGGAUAGUAAAAGCUUCUGGUAUAUCGAAGGAGUAUUAUUUAAGUGGCUUUUAGCUAUGGUGGCUUCCUGGGGCUGGUGGGCAGGAUAUACAGUAGUGGAAUGGGGUGAUGAUGUUCAAGCAGUAUCAGAAGAUGAAGCCAUGGUGCUGGUGAACCAUCAAGCAACGGGUGACGUCUGCACUCUGAUGAUGUGCCUUCAGGAUAAAGGCACGGUUGUCCGGCAAAUGAUGUGGCUGAUGGAUCAUAUUUUUAAGUAUACAAACUUUGGCAUUGUGUCUCUAAUCCAUGGAGACUUCUUUAUAAGACAGGGAAAAGCACACCGUGACCAGCAGCUUGUGUUACUCAAGGAGCAUCUAGAAAAAUAUUACAGGAGCCGCAAUCGGAAAUGGAUUGUUUUAUUUCCAGAGGGUGGCUUUCUUAGGAAAAGGAGAGAAACAAGCCAGGCAUUUGCCAAGAAAAACAAUUUGCCAUUUCUUAAACAUGUCACCCUGCCAAGACUUGGGGCAACACAAGUAAUUCUGAAAACGCUUGUAGCGCCACAAGAAAACGGAACUCCAGCAGGUAGAGAUACUCUGAUAAAAGAGAGCAAAUCAAAAGGCCUCCAGUGGGUGAUAGAUGCAACCAUUGCGUAUCCCAAAGGAGAACCUAUAGACAUCCAAACUUGGAUUCUGGGCUACCGACAGCCAACCGUUACGCACGUACAUUACAGGAUUUUUCCAAUUAAAGAUGUACCUGCAGAGCCUGAAGCUCUUACAGACUGGCUGUAUCAGCGUUUCAUUGAAAAGGAGGAUCUCUUGACACAUUUCUAUGAGACAGGAGCUUUUCCUCCACCGCAGGGUCAAACCAAAGCUAUUUCUCGGGAGAUGACCCUCAGCAACCUGUGGCUGGUCGGCAUACAAUCACUUGCAUUCUUGUCAGGCGGUAUGUGGUACUGCAUCUUUCAGUAUUUUUAUCAUUGCCUAUUUUAAAAGUGGAAUGGGACCCAAGGACACAAGGGGAAUCCAGGCUCUUGCAAAUGAGCAUCAUGUCCUAUGUGCAAAUGUGAAUAUUCAAGAGUAAAGGAAAAUACUGGAUGGACUUCAACCUCUCUUUGGGGAAAUUUUAAACUCCGCUGAAAGUGAAGAUCAGUAACUUAGUGACCUGAUGACCUGUAUUAUUUUAAGAAUUGUCUGUAUUUUUUAAAGUGUAUACUCUCACCCACACUUAAGCAAAUUCAGCAUUUGGACAAAAGGUGCAAUCGUACAACCACCGUAGAAGAAUGUCCGUGACGAGAAAGCUCUGUCACCACAAGUAUUUCUUGGUAUUGUAGUUAGAGCUCAGAAAACUCAGCAACUUGUCUCUUCAGUAGUCUGUACAGCAUUGGUGUGGUAGAGAUUCCUCAUUUGCACAACUUGUACUUUAUUGCAACUCUCUGUGCUGGAGUCAAAGGUACUGGACAGAGCUGGUGGCGGCAUCUUUGCGGCUACACAGUCAGCAGCUGUUGUGUUAGACACAUUGAUCUGAAACCACAACUCAAAUAAGAUCCAGCAACAGGUGUGUCUGGUGAGGAGUUAGUCCUCAACAAAACCAUUGGAGCAUCAUAGUGUGGUUAGAAGCUAUCCACAUUUGACGAGUCAGCCCAUUCCUGCUGUGGUCUUACCAUCAGCUCUCUGAAUUCUGUGUGCUACCAGUAUCUCGUAGUGUGGGGAAACUUGGAAAAUGUGAAGUCACUCGGUUUCUUUCCUUUUUUUGUUCAGAAUCCAUCUCAACGAUCACCAUCAGUUUUCAAAAUGCACUUUUAAUGGUAAAAAUACAGUGAAGGAAAAGACAGGAAAUCUAGGGAACAGGGGAGAGCUUUAUUUGUCAUGCAUUGGAAGCCAGAGCGAUUCUAACUGCUUCUGAAGGUCUGCUGGUGCUGCUGAUGAUUUUUAGCCACCUUUGUAUUUUGUACUGCAGUCCAACCAAGGUGACCUUUGUGUGGUUUAUAGAGGCCUUUUUCUCCCCCGCUAGUUGCAACAGCAGUAAAUCUACUUGUGGGAGAGGUUAAAUAAUUCAAUGCCAACCAUCUUAACGUUUUGUUAAGGAGUAAUAGAAGAAAAACUAGUUUCUUAAAGAGGAAAAAUAGCUAUAAUGGGUAUCAUAAAUCUGUAGGAAGAUAAUACUGAGAAAAGGUGUGGAAGAUACUCGGAAAUAACUACAUGGAAGGCAACAUUAAUUAGCUCACCACUAUGCUAAAACCUUACUGGUAGAAGGAUGGGUUGAGUUUAAAGGCAAUCUGGAACAGAAGACACUUUCAGACGUGUGACAUAGGAUACGUUUGAAGAGCUGUGGAUGAUGUGCGGUUUUACUUCUGUCAGGUCUGGUUGGCAUUGUGUUUAUGUGAUUAUGCACAGAUUGGAGAGAGCUGUUCCUAAAAUAAAACUAAUCUCUCUAAAUACAGGCAGGGUAGCCAGAACUUCAGAUGUUGGCAUGCUGCCUUUUACAGAGUAAUUUCACUGAGAACAAAGUACGCCCUCGGUAGUUUUGGCUCUGAAUGGGCAGUAUUGAUCCCUCUUCUCUCUCCCUCUCCUGCUACAUGAAUCACAGUGGGUGGUGUGCAGAAUACAAACCUCAGCCAGAGUUCGCUUUGCAGGGGACUGAGAGCACACCUAAGCAUGGGGCUGUGCCAGUUUGCCCGACUUCACAGAAAAGCACCCAGGCAAACGUGCCACCCUGUCCCUCAAAAGCAGUAGUUUUAUCCUAAGGUAGCUCAGUGGGGAAGGGUGCAGAAUGAGACACCAGAGGAAGCUCCCCUGAAGUAUGAGUCCCCUUACUGACUGAAAAGGCAUACCGGGAGGCGCCGGCCAGUGUUUGCCUACAGCUUCAUGUUUAGGUAAGAUACUGUUUUUAAAUCCCACCUCUUGAUGCCCAGACGCGCACCCGAAUUCCCACGUAACACAAAUCCAUUGGAAGAGAGGUGUGUGCCCUGCAAGGGUGCCGCUCUCGGAAGCAGGACUUUUUUUCCCUGUUGCCCUUGUUGACGUAGAGCUGAUGAAAUGAAUGUGUUGACUCUGCCACCGUUACAGGAGGGUGCCCUGGUGCAGCCCAGCGCCACUCUAAUGGUGUGAGUGGUUAUGUCUGCAGCACCAGGGCGGAAACAAACUCUCAAAACUGCAAAAUGCAGAUGGCAAGCUACUUACUUCUGCCCUCCACCAGGUGGUUUGACCAGAACCACAGAGAUGCCUGUAGCACAGCUGGUUUUAGUUGGAGCUAGGACAGACUGGAGCGAUAUUAAAAAGGGAAGUUGAUAUAAGCAGAUUGCACAGCAGUAACUCGCAUCAGGAGAUUGUUCUGUAUAGACCCAGUGAACUCUGUGUAAGAGUGUAUUGGUUCUUCAAAUGCAGUAUUUUUUUUUCCAGUGGAUUGCAGAAAAUAGCGUUCACGUGCUGCCUAAAGAACUUAGCAACGCGCAAUAACGUUUCAGAUAAGCACUUGGUUUAUCUGAUCCUGCUCAUUUUCAGUUUGUUCCGCCGUAGUUCUCAACUAUUGCGAGACGUUUAUUUUCAAGCACUGAUUUUUUUUUUUGUUUUGGUAGGGUGAGUAAAUAGUAUUAGGUCUUAGGCUUCUUUCCUGCCUGCACUGGAAAAUGUGAAGAGACUGAUGUUGUGUCUCCUUACGGCCGAGUUGCUGUAGGUGACAGUGGAAUUAAAGAAACUCCAACGUACCCUCCCAGCACAAACUUGGAUGCAGCUUCAUGAAAGAGAAUAAGUUGGAUAGAAGCAAGUUUUCUAUUAAGGGAAAAACAGAAAAUGGAUACAAGAUAUCUGGAAAUUCUGUGCUUAAAAAUACCAUGCUGGUCAAGACUGUUUGGAGCUUAGCAGGCUGGUGUGUAAGACUUCAAUUGCUGUUGGUGGCGGUUCGGUGCUGCCAUCUGUGAGUCAGUGGUACCAGAGGCAGCACUGUGCCCUCCAAGGCUUCCUCAUCUCCACAGUUCACAAGUGGGCGUGAUAGAGAAGGGUGUCAACAAACCGUGCAGCUGAUCACGUUAUUAAUAUAACUUUGAAUUUAUGUUAGGAGAAGAAUGGAUAAAAUGAUAAAGAAUGACAAAUUCACAGGAACACCCCCCCACCCCCCUGUGAACCGGAAGGUGUUGGGCGCAGAAGUGAGCACAGAGCGAUUGAAGCAUGUGGCAAAGCCGCUUCUCUGCCAGGGCCGCACACAGACACCUCUGCGUUUCCCCUUUCAUUGUUCACGCACCAGCCGUUGCGACUGAAACGGUGCAAGGCCGGGGGCCGAGUGCUGCUGCUCGGAGCCUCGUUCCACCAGCUGCUGGCUGCCGUGCUCCGACCAGGCCGCCUGCCCCGCGCCCUGCCAGCCACCCUGCCGGCCACUGCGGCAGCCCGCGCUCUUGGGGCAGGCAGGGAGGCAGGGCUGUUUUAAGUUGCUGGCACCAGGUUUUGAAAAGCAAGAUUUCAGUUGGCCGUGCUCACUGGGAAAUGAAAAGCUUCCUUCUCCCUCCUCCACCCCCAGCCACAAAAAUACGAUGAUGAUGCAUCUGAUCGCAGUAAGAGUACAGCGGAUCACUGUGGUACUACUGGUCAUUAUCCACUUGUUUUGCAAAUGACGUAACUUUUGUUUGUCUGACACUGCCAUCAAGUGCUGUUAACUUUUUUCACCUAUUUGUACAAGAUAAUACAGAUACCGAUCACUGUGUGUGACAGGAUUCAACUGCUCCGCUUUGCCUUGACAUAAAAUUUUUGGGACCAAAGGUACUUUAAAACUGGGAUUUCCUAAUCUUGAGACCGGGCUUGGGGGCAUUCUCUUGAUAGUCAGCUGGAGAUUUUGUGGUGAUCUGAUACAAUCACACAAAAUAAUUCUACAUCUGGGGUACUGUAUUGUGUUGGAAUUAAUGGAGCCAUAUGAAAUAAAGGGUUAUUUUGCAAAACUGCAUAUUUGAUAGUUUUUAUGCUUUUUUAAAACCCUGAACAAUUGGAAGAGCAAAAUUGAAACCCUGCUCUUGUGUAAGAUGGCUGCAUACAUUAUGAACACUUCAGCAUUAUUUUUUUUCCCCUCAGUAAAAGCUGUAGACUGCGUGGCUGUGACACAAAAGAAGUCUCUAAAAGGCUUCCAGGAAUUUAAAAGUUAAGCCUUUUCUUGGAUAAUGAAGUCAUUAUUCACUGAGCAACUGGCCUAUUAAAGUGCGUUAGUUCCUUAAAAUUACUCCACAAUGGUGUUCAUUUUGUGCGAUAAAAAUUACUUUUCUUGGUACCGGUUAUUUUCACCUCCAAUUUUGUCCUUCCCCAUCUGUUACCCACAUGUGUGUUUUGUGUGAUAGAAUGGAUGCAGAAGCCUGUAGAGAUUCCCAGUGAUUUUGCAAAGGGCUGGUUGCAUUUGAAAUUAUUUUCUUGCAUUUAUUUCACUGGGUUUUUUAAUCAAAUCUUUCCAGCAGCCAAGAUGUCUUUCAGAAAGACCAACAGAAACAGCAUUUCUCUACAGAGAUUAGUAGGUGUCUUUUCCCAUUAUUUUGUGUGUUUGGCAAAAAUAAAGUUGACUUUUUUUAUUUCA
Messenger RNA from Colius striatus (speckled mousebird), 5964 nucleotides. It is a transcript of the gene LPGAT1, whose product is annotated as lysophosphatidylglycerol acyltransferase 1. Lineage: Eukaryota; Metazoa; Chordata; Aves; Coliiformes; Coliidae. Bases 297 to 1409 code for a protein of 370 amino acids. The record is from RefSeq and is a predicted model, not a curated record. Gene Ontology annotation, cellular component: endomembrane system. Gene Ontology annotation, molecular function: acyltransferase activity. The transcript has 9 exons.